Messenger RNA from Sus scrofa (pig), 676 nucleotides. Lineage: Eukaryota; Metazoa; Chordata; Mammalia; Artiodactyla; Suidae. The record is from RefSeq and is a predicted model, not a curated record.
UAAAGCAGGUCAGAACCUGCUUGUCUGUCUACUCAGUUCAUCCCAAGAAGCAGCUGCUCCAGGACUGAAAGAAGCCGUAGACACCCCCGUCCCACCCCAGGCAGAAAAACUGAGGCCUAGAGGAGGCAGAAAGCCACCCAAGGUCACGUGGCAUGUUAGUGGCAGAAACCCAGCCUGAAACCAGCCGUCUUGAUUCCUGGUCUGGAACAAAGGCGCCAUGCAGCCCCGGGUCCUUCUUGUCGCUGGUCUCCUGGUGCUCCUGGCCUGUGCCCAGGCUAUCGAGGCCGAGGACACCUCCCUUCUGGACAAAAUGCAGGACUAUGUGAAGCAGGCCACCAGGACUGCCCAGGACGCGCUAACCAGCGUGAAGGAGUCCGAGGUGGCCCAGCAGGCCAGGGGCUGGGUAACCGACAGUAUCAGCUCUCUGAAGGACUACUGGAGCACGUUCAAGGGCAAGUUCACCGACUUCUGGGAUUAUACCCCCAAGCCCGAACCGUCUUCCUCCUGAGAUCUUGAUAUCGCCAUCUGUCUGCCCAGCCUUCCUGCCAACAGCCUGGGUCCUGCAGCCUCCCAGGACUGUCCCCAAAAUUCCCUUGAAAGGGACAACAGCCUCGAUGCCCUCCCAUCCCACCCCAGACCUGGCCUUCCAAUAAAGCUGGAUGAGAAACUGCCAUAA